AUGGCACCAACAGCAGGUCCUUCCAACCCCAAACAAUCAGGAGAGAGGAAGCGGAAAGCUGGAGGGAACGGGAAGAAAGGCAAGGUAUUUGUGGAAGACAAGAAAGAUCUCCUCUGCCUAAUGUCAUCUAUAACAUCAAACAAGGAUGCCCAAGCAGAAUCGAAAGUCUCAAAGCGAAAAGCAGCCAUUGAAGAAUCCGCCCAGAGCCUGUCCGAAGAGAAGAACAAGAAAAGUAAGAAGUCGUUAGAGAAGGAAAUUGCCCUGGAAAGAGCAAAAGCUGCUUUGGUAGAGAAACAACGUUUGAAGAAGAAUCGUAAAUCGACGUCAACUACUUCGACAAAAGAUAAAUCUGCUCAGUUGUCGACCGACCAGCCAAAGAAGAAGAAAGUCGGUUUUGCUUAG
Molecule: messenger RNA, 402 nt
Organism: Kwoniella botswanensis
Lineage: Eukaryota; Fungi; Basidiomycota; Tremellomycetes; Tremellales; Cryptococcaceae
Exons: 3
Coding region: 1-402 (133 amino acids)
Source: RefSeq, a predicted model, not a curated record